Salvelinus fontinalis (brook trout) is the source of this 2979-nucleotide messenger RNA. RefSeq names its product tubby protein homolog. Bases 7 to 1635 code for a protein of 542 amino acids. Gene Ontology annotation, biological process: protein localization to cilium. Gene Ontology annotation, cellular component: cilium. The transcript has 11 exons. The record is from RefSeq and is a predicted model, not a curated record. Lineage: Eukaryota; Metazoa; Chordata; Actinopteri; Salmoniformes; Salmonidae.
CUUUUGAUGAAGAAGCAGCAGAGAAGGAGGGCCGAUACCCAAAUGGUCACAGCCAAUAGGGACGCUCGACCCAAGAAAAGCAAGCAGAAGACUGGAGCAGAUGACACAGACCUGUUGAUUACUCAAUCCCAGAGCAACAACUCCUUAAAUGCUGAAGAGGCCCAUGAUAAUCCACUGGAGGAAAUUACUCUGGGAGAGCUCAGCCUAAAAACCACUGAUGCUACAGAUGAGAUGCCCCCCGAGAAACCCAUCAUCACCAAAACUAUGGACGUGGAAAUUGACAGCCAGCCAAAGCCUAAACUUAGUACAGAAAAUGAAGGCCCAGCAGAAGUGAAAAAAAAAGAGAAGGAGAAGAAAGAGAAAGGUGUGAAAAAGGAGAAGGCGCAAGCAAAACAGUUAGAACAGAAUGAGGAGAAGGGAGAGGAGAAAGAGAAGGAGAAGCGAGAGAAAAAAACUAAGAAGGACAAAUUGAAAGGACACACCCCAAGUAAAGAGAAAAAAAAUAAGACUGAUGAACAAGAGGCAAACACUAUCACUAAGUCUCCAGCCAUUCAGAUAGAUUCAGUAGUAGAGUUUGAAACGCCAGAAUGGGACAGUGAUGGCGAGAGAAAGGAUUGGUCAAAAAGCCCCAUCCCAGGAACACCCAAGAAAAAACAACACCUCAACACAUCAAGGUGCCAAAUAAGUGACAAUGAGAGGGAGGAAGAUGAAAUUCUUGAAAGAGAGAAAAAAGAGAAAACUCCAAAAAAGCUAAAAAAAGCUGAGAAAGCCAAUCUCGCACUGCUUAACUCCAACUACAGGCAGCAGGACACCUCAGACAGUGACGACAACAUUGGAAGAGUGACAACUCCUGUCUCAGUUGAAGAUCUUGAAAAGUUUGCCCUGCAUCCAGCCCCUAGAGAUACAACAAUCCAGUGCAGAAUCACUCGGGACAGGCGGGGCGUGGAGAAAGGAAUGUACCCCACUUACUAUCUCCAUAUGGAGAAGGAGGAUGGGAAGAGGGUGUUUUUAAUGGCAGGCAGGAAGAGGAAGAAGUGCAAAACCUCCAAUUAUCUAAUUUCCAUUGAUCCAACAGAACUUUCCAGAGACACAGACAGUUAUAUAGGCAAACUAAGAUCAAAUGUGCUAGGCACCAAAUUCACAGUGUUUGACGGCGGGGAUAACCCUGAUAAGAAACCUUUCGUCAAAGAGUGUGAGUCAGUUCGGCAAGAGCUUGCCGCAAUCUGUUAUGAGAAGAAUGUUCUAGGUUUCAAAGGCCCCAGGAAAAUGACGGUGGUUAUUCCUGGCAUGAUGGAGAAUGAUGAGAGAGUGUGCAUUCGCCCAAAAAGUGAUAUAGAGUCUCUGCUCUCCCGCUAUGAGAAUGGUAACACUGACAACCUAGUGUGCCUCAUGAACAAGUCCCCCAGCUGGAACGAACAGACACAGUCCUACGUGCUCAAUUUCCACGGCCGCGUCACACAGGCCUCCGUCAAAAACUUCCAAAUCGUUCACCCUGACAACGAGGACUACAUUGUGAUGCAGUUUGGCCGGGUGGCAGAGGACGUAUUCUCCAUGGACUAUAGCUUCCCUAUGUGUCCCCUGCAGGCCUUCGCCAUCACGCUCUCCUCCUUCGAUGGCAAACUGGCUUGUGAGUGAUACCAAGUGUGGACAACUCAAUCAAGCAGAAGCAGAGCAUUAAUGGCUUACCAUUACAGUUCUAUCACAGUAUUAAUUGUCAAUGUGCAUUCCAGGUAGUAUUGGAUAAGAGUUUGACAUUUUUCAACACCUGAGAUUACAAAAAGUAUUUUUUAGAUUUUGGGGAAAAAAUGUAACAACUAAUCAACAUCAUUGAGUAUAGGUUAUGAUUCAGUCUCAAUAAGGAACACAUAUUCCUAAAUGUUAUCCGAAAAACAAUGGAAAAACAGCAACUAGGUCCUCUGAAUUAUAUAUUGUGCUUAGAUGUCUGGUAGAUGUAACUUCACUAGAAUGACAAUGUUGCACAGCAUACCUGUUUUGUGGCUAUUGGCUAUUUGAUCUUAUUUGAACUGAAACAUUUUUGUAAGAAAUAUGUAUAAGAAAUAUGUCCAAUUCAUUUAUUUAAAAUUGAUUGCAGUCUUAAGGCUCCGCUCCACAUUAUCAAAAGUGUAACGUAUUCAAUUUUAUUUCAUUUUUUUUCUACAUUCCACAUAAUCUCCUAUGUGCAAUAUACACUGAGUAUACCAAACAUUAGGAACACCACCCCUGUUGCUCUCAGAACAGCCUCAAUUCGUCAGGGCAUGGACUCUACAAGGUGUCGAAAGCAUUCAACAGGGAUGAUGGCCCAUGUUGACUCCAAUGCUUCCAACUGUUUUGUCAAGUUGGCUGAAUGUCCUUUGGGUGGUGGACCAUUCUUGAUACACACAGGAAUCAUCUACACUCAUUGAAGUGGAUUUAACAAGUGACAUUAAUUAAUAAAGAAUCAUAGCUUUCACCUGGAUUCAAAUGGUUAGUCUAUGUCAUGAAAAGAGCAGGUGUCCUUAAUGUUUUGUAUACUCAUGGCAGCUGCAGGGCUCUAGACUGCAACCAUUUAGUCGCAUUUUGAGAUCUUUCCAGCGAACGUUUCCAUAACGUUGCCUAAAGGUUCUCCUUUGGUUCUUUGAAAAAUAACCUUCCAAAAACGUUCCCAGAAACAACAUUUGUUAUCUGGGUUUUGACUUGGCUUUGCAAGUUACAUUUUAAUUGGUUGCAUCGGUGCGAGCUGCCAUUUCUAGCUGGUCACUUCACUUCUCUCAAAACGUUCUAUUUGGGGGCGGCAAAAACCAUGAUUUGGUCAAAUCUAAAGUGCACUAUUUUUCUAAUCCCUGAAUGAAAUUGUCAGAUCUGCCCUGUGCUUGUUUCUCCCUUGCUGCUCCCAAGUAUGUUAGUUGGAGAGCAAAAUGCAUACUGAUUGUAACAUUUCAAAAUUCAAUUGCGAGAAAAUAAAAGUUUAGAAGCUGUUGUGACUGUUGGAGAGAGGACGGU